Messenger RNA from Penicillium argentinense, 1713 nucleotides. RefSeq names its product fungal specific transcription factor domain-containing protein. Gene Ontology annotation, cellular component: nucleus. The coding region runs from base 1 to 1713 and encodes 570 amino acids. Gene Ontology annotation, biological process: DNA-templated transcription. The record is from RefSeq and is a predicted model, not a curated record. Gene Ontology annotation, molecular function: DNA binding; zinc ion binding. NCBI's taxonomy places the organism in Eukaryota, Fungi, Ascomycota, Eurotiomycetes, Eurotiales, Aspergillaceae. The transcript has 2 exons.
AUGACGGAAGUGUCGAACUCAAUUAUUACACCGAAUAAUCCUGAAAAUCCACUGGCAGAAGUUGACCAGGAGACCGUCUUGUUUGCGGUCGAGAUAUUUCAGCAGCGCUUUGCAAUGUUCAGCUUCUUACACGGUCCCACCUUGCUCUCAUUGAUCUACGGAAAACGUGCACUGGAUCUCCGAUUCUGUGGCAUUUUGGCAGUGUGUGCGCGCUUUAUUCCGAAAUUGAUACGUCGUCAUGGCGGUUCUCAAUCUGCUUCUGAGCAUUUUGCCGCUUAUUUACGGUCCAAGAUUACUUGUCAGACAGCCAGGGGAUAUGAAAUUUCCGUAGCGCAGGCUCUGUUGUUGCUGAGCUUUCAUGAUUGGGGUUCUGCCAAAGGGGUCCAGGCGUGGACAUAUAUCGGAAUGGCAACCAGAAAUUGUUGUUCAAUCCUUGCCCGGCUAGCCAAUGAGAAGGCGCACAAGUCGAAAGAUGCGCUUCAGACAGAAACGGAAGAGGCGCGUCGAACAUUAUGGGCUUGUCUUAUGAUAGAGUCCCUUCUCGGAUGCGGUCAUCUUCGCUCAUUAAGCCUUCACGCAAAAAUAUACAAUGUACCGCUUCCAACAUCUGACGAGGAUUAUGCCUUCGGUGUCUGCCGUACAGAUGAUCCGAAAUAUUUGGAAGUGCUUGAUCUCGAAAACUCAGACCCUCCGAACAUGCAAAGAUUAACUGGGAACAGCCACGAAAUAGAUUUUGCACUGGUCAUACAGGGCUUCAACAUAUGGUGCGAAGUUUCCCGGUGGAUCUCUACCGGUGGAAAUCGGUCCGGAGCAACAAUUUUGACGGAGGGCACUCGGAAUCUCAGCUCGUUCUGGACUCGCAGCCUCAUGGCGCUUAAAGACUGGCGAGAGAUACAGCCUCCGCGAUUUCAUUACACACUUGCGGGCUCACACUUGCAAGCUUUCAUAUCACGCAAACAGGGAGAGCGAUAUGCUUUGGUAAACUUGAUCUUUUUUUUGACCACGAUUUUUCUGUACCGCGAGCAUGUCCCUCUUGUCCCUCGCAACGCCCAGGAGAUGGAUAGGCCUGAGUCAGCAUCCUUUCGUGGAGGUGCCUCCAUCGACUGGCCGAAGGAUAGCGCAAAUCGCUUGUCCGAGAGUGCGUUGUCAAUCAUUCGAAUGAUGAAUGAGCUCACGAGCCAAGGUCUCACUUUGCAUGUGCCUUUUACAUGUUACUGCGUGUUUAACGCUAUUACUAUACUUUCAUACGUUAAGAGAUGGCCAGCGACGAGUCUUCGACACGGAAGCGUUGUAGAGUCUUUCAAUUGGGGUUUCGAAUGGCUAUCAAAAGCCAGCGAAACAUGGGAAGUUGCAAGAGCGUGGAAAGCAACUUUGAUGAAGAUUGAAUCUUCUCACGACUGCCCCCCAUCCGAAUCUCAGAUUUUUCCACGAUCUGAGGCCGAGUUCGAGUCUUUGUCGGAUCUAGCUAUUCCCACCGCGGGGCAGGAACCCACCACACAGCCACGACAGCCUGGAAUGGAUCAGAAUACGACUUCCGGUAGCAACACUGCUGCACGACCAAAUCUCACAACCUUAGACGAUAUUAUGAGAUGGGGCUCUUCUGCAUCAUACUCAGAUAUGUCGUGGCUGUCAAUCAAUAGCAUGUUUCUAGACUAUGACUUAAUGAUGGGUGCGCAGGAAGACCCCACAGUUGAUCCAGUCAAUUCUUAUUAG